AUGAACAAUACCUUUCUCCUUGGACAGAUGCUCAGAGUCCCCCCCAUAACAAGAUACAUGACUCUUCUUAUAUCAGCAGUGGCUCUGCUAGUAUAUGUGGAUGCCGUGUCCCCCUACAGCCUAUACUACUCUCCUUUGUUCCUUAAAAGACUUGAGAUAUGGAGAGUAUUCACAUCAUUCCUGUACUUUGGGAAGCCAACACUAGACAUGUUCAUGCAUGUGGUCUUCCUGUACCGUUACUCUCGAAUGCUCGAGGAGGGAUGUGUCAAUACUUCCGAAUACUUCUGGCUGAUUCUUGUCAUAUCGUCUGUCCUUUUUGCCAUAUCAAACAUCUAUGGAAUAUCUGCGCUUGGAACAUCAUUUUCUGCAACAAUAACAUACAUCUGGACAAAAAGGAAUCCAAGGGCAAUCGUCCAGAUAUUUGGAUUUAUUUCGUUUCCUGCAUUCUACCUGCCAUUCAUUCUUCCCGGAUUCAUGCUUCUGUCGCGGAGAUCAAUAUCUAUAGACGAUGUGCUGGGAAUAGUUGUUGGGCAUUUGUUCCACUACUUCAAAGAUGUUUAUCCUAGGUGGGGCCGCGAUAUUCUAAGUACGCCCUGCUGGGUCAAGAAACUCUUCAAUGAACAUCCAUCGAGCUGCUGCAAGGCCCGGAAAGGCAUCACAAUCAGGGAGGGAAGAGAAAGGCACGAAAGAAAUAUGGGGUAUAGCAACGCAAGUACCACAAGUGGGGAUUCUAUGGCAAGCUUGACGGAUAUGGCAGAUACCAAGAGUAGUACAGAGAACAGUGCUGUUACUGAGGAAAGUCAAUGCUGUGCAGAAUCCUUCAAGGAUUCGUCGGUAGUGUCUUCCCAGAAGUCCAUGGCUGUUUCCACAGUAGUAGGUUCCUCGACAGAAGCCAAGAACAAUUACCUAGAUUUUACUGAAGCCCUUUGCGACAAGGAAGUAGUAGCGGAACAGAACCCAGAAAGCCAGUCCAAUGAAGAAUGGGAUGAAAAAUGGGGAGACAGUGACAACGAGAGCGAAUGUUCGUGA
This is a messenger RNA of Encephalitozoon cuniculi GB-M1, 1029 nucleotides long. RefSeq lists its product as uncharacterized. The record is from RefSeq and is marked provisional. The transcript has a single exon. Gene Ontology annotation, molecular function: misfolded protein binding; ubiquitin-specific protease binding. Lineage: Eukaryota; Fungi; Microsporidia; Unikaryonidae. Gene Ontology annotation, cellular component: endoplasmic reticulum membrane; Hrd1p ubiquitin ligase ERAD-L complex. The coding region runs from base 1 to 1029 and encodes 342 amino acids. Gene Ontology annotation, biological process: endoplasmic reticulum unfolded protein response.